Trichosurus vulpecula (common brushtail) is the source of this 2505-nucleotide messenger RNA. RefSeq names its product EF-hand domain family member B (gene EFHB). The record is from RefSeq and is a predicted model, not a curated record. Lineage: Eukaryota; Metazoa; Chordata; Mammalia; Diprotodontia; Phalangeridae. The transcript has 13 exons. Gene Ontology annotation, molecular function: calcium ion binding. Bases 1 to 2505 code for a protein of 834 amino acids.
AUGGAGCCCCAAACAGACUCCCGUCCCUCGGCUGAGAUGGGAAGCCCCCGGGCGAUGGAGGUCUCAGCGGACUUGAAUGACCCCCUGAGAACAAAGACAGUUCUUAGCCUAGAGGAAGGCUCGCCCGCGGGGUCGGUCAAUAUCCCGCGGCUGACGUCAAUGAACCUCUCAUCUCCCCCGUUCCCCGAGGCCAAGUUUAUGCCAUCUUGGAGAUCCUGCACGGAUUGGGAUAACUUGCCGUACUUGGAGAAAGGCGGGGGGCAGUGCAGGGAGCUGAGCUCCAUGGGGCAUCGCUGCCCCAAAGACACUAGCCUUCUGAAGGACAUGCAGCCCCAGGAGGAGAUAGAUGCUGCCCUGGGCAUGAACAGUGGUUUGGGAUUAUCAACCCGGCCCCCCACGGCCAGGUACACCCAGAGGGACCCAGAGGAUGGGCAGAAAAUGCGGGAGAAGCUGGCCAUGCAACCCCCCUUUUGUCCGAAGCCCGACAUGGAGUUCGUGAAUAAGCUCUCAGCGAAGAUCUCCUGCCCGGAGAACUUGGGAGCUUCCGAGGAGGAGGAGUCCCCGGUCGGCUUGGAGACUGGGCUGCCCAGUAGGAUGAUGCGUAACGUGGAACCGGAGAGCAAGGACCCGGUAGGGCUGGUGAUAGAGCCACCAGCUGACGUCUUCAAGACGAAGGCCGAAGAAUCUCCCAAGCUUCCGAAGGAUUUGGAAGCGGGAGUGGAGCCUCCAGAUAAUAUCAGACCCAUUUAUCUUGGGAAAUUUUUUGACCGUAAUCCUUCCUGGCGAUGUGCAGGGAAGCUUAUUCCAGUUGGAUACAGAGCUGAAACCUGUUUGACUGAAAAAUGGCCUCCACCUUUGACUCCACCCACUGAAAGAAAGUUUUACAAAGCCAGAUAUCCAGAUCCUGGUACUAAACGAAUAUUUUAUGGCAGAGCAGAUGAUCCUGAUGUUUCUCAUUUGAUACAUGGUAAAAAAACUGAUAGGUCACUCAAGGUAAGCUCAUUGGUUAAUCCACCUCCUAUUACUACAUUUCAACAAAGAUUUAAGGAAAGGAAAGAAUCCAUCUAUAUUAGUAAUCGAAGAGCGCCACUAGGGAGGUCCCACGAUCAAACGCAAAAUUUACCUGAAUGUCUUGAUACAGUUAAUACAACAUUUGGAGUACCAGUUCUCAGAGAGACAACUGCCAGAGACAUAGUGAAUCCACCCAAAUCCUCUCAACAAGUGUUUGAAGAAGCAAAUCAAGGACACGACCUGUAUGUUGUAUCCCACAAUGAUUAUGAUGUAGGGGAAAUGAAGAAUAGGAAAUAUAACCCAGCAAGCUUUUAUAGAUUUCAAACAUACGGAGGGGAAAUGCCACAUUUUAACGACGGCCGAACUAUGGCAAAAUCUUUACAUUGGCUCCACGAACAACAAAUGAAAAAAGGCAGUAAAAUAGUUUCCAAAAGAGUCGAUGAUUUCAAUGAAAAGUUUCAACACAAACUUGGAAAAGUCUGGGAUCCCAUUGCAGAAACAAUGAACGUUCCACUGGGCCACACAUUUGGAAUGUUUUUGCGUCCAGAUGACUAUGGAGCAGGUGACCUCAUUUACAACCGACUACCAGGCCAGUGCCUGCGUGGCAAGGAUAGGGAGCAGGCCGUCUUUGCGGCAGUUCGGCAGCAUCUGAAGAAAGUGAACUAUCGCAACUUUGAUACUUUGCUGGAAGCAUUUCGGCAUUUUGACAGGAAGGGAGAUGGGUUGAUAGACAAAGAAGAGCUCCAGAGAGCCUGUUAUCAGAUGAACCUAGAACUAGACGAGGCACUCCUGGAUGAACUGUUUAAUUACUGUGAUCUGGAUAACGAUGGCAAGAUUAACUACCAAGAGUUCACCAAUUUUCUGAACUGGAAAGACAAAAUGCCCAUCAAGGAGUUUGAAGAAAAGAUCCUCAUCAGAGGGAAAAAAAUGUCAGAAGAUCCUCAGUGCCCCCCUAUUACUGGUACAGAAUUAGAGGGCCAGGUUGCUCCUCUGAUCAAGCCUGAAGAUAUCGUACAAGAAGAACCUGGGAAAUCAAUGAAGACUCCCCGGACUCUCUCACGACCAACAGAUAAAGUGUUUGCUGAUUAUAAAACGUCGUCUUCUCAGAUUAAUUCAGUUGUAGGAGGCGUUUCUCCGAUGAGCAUCCCCACGUGUGGUGUUCCAACGAUUCGGUCCGACAUUCCUGCUCCUCGUUUUCGUAGUAUCACCGAUAGAACCGAUUAUGGUGAUUCGGGCAAUGCUUAUACAUUGCUACACCCGUCCAUCUUCAGUGAAAAAGGAGUGUUUGAAAGAGACUUCUUUAAGGCUAGAUCAAAGGAUGAGAUUGCUCGGAUAUUACGGAAUAUUGGCGUCAGCCUUACUGAUGAGAACUUUGAACAUGUGUGGAAUUUGGCUUCUAAGAAACAUCACAAGGGAGAAGUUUGUGUAGAGUCUGUGAGAAAUGUCCUGGAUGAAAUGCAGCACACCAAAAGAAUCAGAAAGAAUCAAGUAUAA